Molecule: messenger RNA, 2234 nt
Organism: Zingiber officinale
Lineage: Eukaryota; Viridiplantae; Streptophyta; Magnoliopsida; Zingiberales; Zingiberaceae
Product: heterogeneous nuclear ribonucleoprotein 1-like
Exons: 4
Coding region: 232-1662 (476 amino acids)
Molecular function (GO): RNA binding
Source: RefSeq, a predicted model, not a curated record
CGAUUGAUUGAUUCUGAUGCGAAGGGCGUUCUCGCGAUCCGAUUGGUAUCGAUUUCGUUUUCUUUCGUGCCUUUUCGUCUUCUGUCGAUGCUUUGUGGCUCUCUUGUCGGAUCUGUGGUGGACGGCGGGGCAAUGGUUGCCCGCCGAUCGGCUGACGUGGUUAUGACUUGUUGACCAAGUUUUGAUUUUGUGCGUUGAUCAGUAGUUCGAGAUUGGAUCUGAUCCUCAUUGAUGCCUUCGGGAAGGCGCAUGGGGAUGGAUCAGGGGAAGCUCUUCAUCGGCGGAAUCUCGUGGGACACCAAUGAGGAUGGCCUCCGGGAGCACUUCGGCAAGUUCGGGGAGGUGGUGGAGGCCGUCAUAAUGAAGGAUCGGAACACAGGCCGCGCCCGCGGCUUCGGGUUUGUCGUGUUCUCUGACCCUGCCGUUGCUGAAAGAGUCGUGAUGGAAAAACAUACAAUUGAUGGCCGAGUGGUGGAUGUCAAGAAAGCUGUUCCUAGGGACGACCAGCAAGUUCUUAAUAGAAGCAGCAACAGCAUCCAUGCUUCUCUUAGCCCUGGCCGCACAAAGAAGAUAUUUGUGGGGGGUUUGCCGUCAACAAUAACAGAAAAUGACUUUAAGAAAUAUUUUGAUCAGUUUGGGACAAUAACAGAUGUCGUGGUGAUGUACGACCACAAUACACAGCGGCCUAGAGGAUUUGGCUUCAUCACAUUUGAUUCCGAGGAAGCUGUGGAUAAGGUAUUGCUCAAUACUUUCCAUGAUCUGAAUGGUAAGAAGGUAGAGGCCAAGAGGGCUGUGCCUAAGGAACUUUCUCCUGGACCCAGCACACGAUUGCAGACUGUUGGAUUUAACUAUGGUGUUAAUAGAGGUAAUAAUUUUCUUAGUGGGUAUGCACAGGGGUAUAAUCCAAGUCCAGUAAGUGGCUAUGGUAUGAGGAUGGAUAGCAGAUUAGGAGCUCUAUCUACAGGGAGGAAUGGACUCCCCUCACUUGGACCUGGAUUUGGAAUGGGACUUGAUUACAAUUCAACUUUGAGCUCAGGUAUUGUAGGGAAUACAAACGUUGGUAACAUUCUUGAUUAUGGGCGGGCCUUGAACUCGUUUUACAGUGGCGGGAAUUCAAGUAGGUAUGAUGGUCCCAUUCCAUAUAGUGGUUUUAACCGAAAUACUAGCGCACUUAUUAGUUCAAUGGCCCGAACUUUACUGGGAAACACAGGCCUUAAUUAUCCUGUAAAUUCUGCAACUGCAAGUGCAUCCAUGGCAUCUGGGACUGGUGGCCUUGGUAGCUUUAGCAACAGUAGCUUGAACUGGGGUAGUUCUCUUCCUAUCUCAUCUCAAUUUGGGGGGAGCCGCUCAGGCUAUGGCAGUGGGGAUCUGAGCUAUAUUGGUACUGAUAAUAUUGCACUGGGAGGCAACAGUUUUGAAAGAAGAGUCUCUCCUGUAGCCAACACUAAUCUUACUACUUCAAAUUCUGGAUAUGAAAUAAGUUAUGAAGAUUUAUAUGGUGGCAAUUCGGUUUAUGGAGACCCUACUUGGCGACCUUCAUUAUCAGAUGUUGAUGGUACUGGUUCAUUCAGCUACAGGCUUGGCAAUUCAGAUGCAGAUUCAGGCAAAGAAUUUGCAGAUUAUGUGGGUGGUUAUGAUGUUAACAGUAGGCAAACAGAUUGAGAGAGAUGGAUGCUAGCCAGCUUAUUUUCCCUGGUAGAUAUGUUUCUAUCAAGACUGCAACAGAGUUACAAUGUAGAUGUACACAUAUUUUCCUUUCCCAUUCUGCGUGAGAGUUCCAACAUAUGGUGUUUUGGUUUGCAAGGAAAUUUCCUGAAUAUGACUGCACAUUGGUUGCUGUGUCAUGCAGGGAUUGCUACCUUGAGAGAUUUUUCUCUCUCUCCUAGUUCUGAGCUCAUCACAAGUCAACUGUUCAGUGAACCUGGUGCAGAUAGUGAGUUAUAUAUAUUAUAUAUGGGUACAUUACAUGGAUCGGUUAGUCAUACAGAGCUAACAAGGGGGUCCAAAUAAAUUUAGUUUUUACUUUAAAGAUUUUUGUUGAUUUGGGUUUUGCUUUCAAUUUUACAACAAUUAGGUUUGUUUAUUGAGUUUGUUUGAGAUGUAAACUGUGGUUGCGGGACAUCUUCAGAAGAGUUGAGAUUCAUGCUGGCGUUGGCCGAAUGGAAUUUUAGAAGUAUUUCUGAUAAAUGAAAGAUAGGAAGGUGCAAUAAUAUGACGUGAUUGUUACCUUUUGA